Danio rerio (zebrafish) is the source of this 889-nucleotide messenger RNA. The record is from RefSeq and is a predicted model, not a curated record. NCBI's taxonomy places the organism in Eukaryota, Metazoa, Chordata, Actinopteri, Cypriniformes, Danionidae.
GUGUUUUUUCCUCCACAGAGACGAGGAGAUCCGUGAGAAGUGUGGUGAAGAUGCCGUCCACUAUCUGUCUUUCCAGCGCCACAUCAUCGGUCUGCUGGUGGUGGUGGGCGUUCUGUCCGUCGGCAUCGUUUUACCAGUCAACUUCUCAGGCAACCUGCUGGAGAACAACGCAUACAGCUUUGGACGCACAACAAUCGCCAACUUGAAUUCUGGGAAUAACCUCCUAUGGCUGCACACAUCUUUUGCCUUCAUGUAUCUUCUCCUCACCGUCUACAGCAUGAGACGCCACACGUCCAAGAUGCACUACAAAGAAGACGAUCUGGUCAAACGCACUUUAUUCAUCAGCAACAUCUCCAAAUAUGCAGAAGAAAGCCAUAUAAAACAGCACUUUGAACAGGCGUAUGAGAACUGCGUGGUUCUGGAAGCUCGUGUUUGUUACAACGUGGCCAAACUGAUGUCUCUCAAUGCAGAGAGGAAGAAGACUGAGCGCAGUAAGAAGUUUUUCACAGAUCUGAUGGCGAAGGAACACAUGCCCACCAUGAUCAACCCUAAACCCUGCGGCCACCUCUGCUGCUGCGCCAUCACAGGCUGUGAAGAGGAGGAGGCUGUGAGUUAUUACACUAAACUGGAAGCCAAACUGAAAGAGGAAUACAGGAAGGAGAAGGAGAAAGUCAACACUAAACCGCUGGGCAUGGCGUUCGUCACCUUCCAGAACGAGGCCAUGACUGCAAUAAUCCUGAAGGACUUUAAUGCGUGUCAGUGUCAGGGCUGUAAGUGUCGUCUGGAGCCGCGCUCAUCUCAGUUCAGUGACGGUCUUCAUGUCUAUAACUGGAGUGUGAGCUACGCACCGGAUCCUCAGAACGUGCGCUGGUGAGAAACACACACCACC